UGGCAAGGGUGUGUGUGCAUGAGCAAAGCCUCUCUUGUUCACGACACGCGCGUUAUUCGCACUCUCCACCAUUGAAGGUGGAACGUAACUUUUCUCUUUCCCGAGGAGACAUCUGAACAACUGGGAAUAUAUAUUCUGUCUCAAACAUCUAAGGUGUUCGAAAAUCAUGUCAGCCUCGGCGGCGAAAGUCGGUAGAAAGGAGAACUCGAAUCAUGAUGGAGCGGACGAGACCUCCGAAAAAGAGCAACAGGAAGCUAUUGAACACAUUGACGAAGUACAGAAUGAAAUUGACAGAUUGAACGAACAGGCCAGUGAGGAGAUUUUAAAAGUAGAGCAGAAGUACAACAAAUUACGCCAGCCAUUCUUCCAGAAGCGGUCAGAACUCAUAGCAAAAAUCCCCAACUUCUGGGUCACAACAUUUGUUAACCAUCCACAAGUUUCAGCCCUUCUUGGUGAGGAGGAUGAGGAGGCACUUCAUUACCUUACCAGGGUGGAGGUGACUGAGUUUGAGGACAUCAAGUCGGGUUACAGAAUAGAUUUUUACUUCGAUGAGAACCCGUACUUUGAGAACAAAAUUCUCUCCAAAGAGUUUCACUUGAAUGAAAGUGGGGACCCAUCUUCAAAGUCAACUGAAAUCAAAUGGAAGGCUGGAAAGGACUUGACGAAGCGUGCCAGCCAAACGCCAAACAAAGCGGGUAAGAAGAGGCAACACGAAGAACCAGAGAGCUUCUUUACCUGGUUCACAGAUCACUCCGACGCAGGGGCAGACGAACUAGGAGAGGUCGUCAAGGAUGACAUCUGGCCCAACCCGUUACAGUAUUACCUGGUCCCUGACAUGGAUGACGAGGAAGGGGAAGGCGACGACGAUGAUGACGACGAGGAGGGCUUGGAAGACAUCGAUGAGGAAGGAGAUGAGGAUGAAGGCGAGGAAGAUGAUGAAGAGGAUGGAGAGGAUGACGGCGAGGAUGAUUAAGGUUGAAAGGAACAUUCCAACCUACACCUUUCCCUGUUCUAUCCUUUCAAUCAUCCUUCAACCCUUGGGAGCAAGAAUAUUUGUUUUCAUUUUAUUUUUGUAUUUUGUGCUCUCCUGUUCUACAAGUGUCCGCCUGUCCAUACCAUGUCUAUAGAUGCGUUAAUUUCCAGGCCAUGCCCACAUCAGAAAGCUAGUGGCAAUCUCUGUCAUAACUACUACACGUGUCUCCGAAGACAAAUAAAAUAAAAGUACUGGCAUUCUGCACGUCGUCAUAUAGACAAAUAAUUUCUAAUAGCAAUUUAUAUAUGUAUGAUAUAUAAAUAAGGUUUCUGUUAAAGUUGUGAGUUGAAUAAAGAGGAGUCAUGGUGCAGUGAUAAUAGCAUCUCUAGACACUUUUUUAAAAAUAUAUAUACAUUUUCUUUAAUGCAGCGUUUGGGGGGCCUCCUGGAGUUGACAGCUUUUUUGUUUCGUCAUGUGUUGUACUAAUGGAAAGCAUCAGCUUCUUCCUGUCAACUGUUGUAAAUGUUUUGGGGUCGAUAUCUUGGUAUGACAGUUAUUGUAGACAGUUAAAUGGGGUUUGGUGGGUCGAGUGGGCAUUUGACACAUUUGGGUUUGUUGAUUGACUUUUCAUUGUAAUGUUUUACAGACACCCAUGCGGUUUGAAAAAUUAAAUUUUUAAUAAAAACAAAACAAAAUUUCCUCUUGUAAUUUUGAGCUUGGCUAAUUAACAGGUUAUUUAUAGAGAAAAUAAAGACCAUGUAUAAUCUCAUAUGGAAUCUACACUGGUGUUCUUCUCCACCUUUUCUACUGGAAAACUGUUCAUGUUAACAUUUAAGUGUACCAAUUGCUUUGUAACUAUAAAUAAAUGUAAUACAUUCA
Molecule: messenger RNA, 1852 nt
Organism: Salvelinus fontinalis (brook trout)
Lineage: Eukaryota; Metazoa; Chordata; Actinopteri; Salmoniformes; Salmonidae
Product: protein SET
Exons: 8
Coding region: 167-973 (268 amino acids)
Biological process (GO): nucleosome assembly
Cellular component (GO): nucleus; chromatin
Molecular function (GO): histone binding; chromatin binding
Source: RefSeq, a predicted model, not a curated record